AUGAGGAAUGACUCUAUGGCCUCGACACCGAGAAACGUUUCUUCUCUGCCAGAUGCGGACGAUGAUUAUGAUUCUGUGUACCUUGAGAACAACCCAAACAUCACAAUAUCUGAUUAUCAAGAAUCCAUCGAGCGGCCUUCUUCUUCACAUGAUGAUGAUGAUUCUGAGUACCACGAGAGCAAGCCAAGUACCCCAACACCUGGUCACUAA
Letharia columbiana is the source of this 210-nucleotide messenger RNA. RefSeq lists its product as uncharacterized. The coding region runs from base 1 to 210 and encodes 69 amino acids. NCBI's taxonomy places the organism in Eukaryota, Fungi, Ascomycota, Lecanoromycetes, Lecanorales, Parmeliaceae. The transcript has a single exon. The record is from RefSeq and is a predicted model, not a curated record.